Jatropha curcas is the source of this 4916-nucleotide messenger RNA. The record is from RefSeq and is a predicted model, not a curated record. NCBI's taxonomy places the organism in Eukaryota, Viridiplantae, Streptophyta, Magnoliopsida, Malpighiales, Euphorbiaceae.
UCUCUGACCCCACCUUCUCAUUCUCUCUCUAAAAUUUCCUGUUUUUCUUCUUCGAAAAACUGACGUCUGCGUUUCUCGUAUCUAUCCUAUUUUUUCUCUAACCCUAAACUUUUCUAUUUCAGUUACUAAAAUCCGUACAGAUUCUCCUCUUCAAUUCAAUCCAAUCCAAAAUCGUAUACCGGCAUAUUUACUUAUAUUCAUAUGUAAUUUAUUCAUGGGCAAAUAUAAUAAAUAUUUGCUGAGAUGAUUCAAAUCCCAAUCUGAAGACAACCUUCGGCGUUUGAGAAGGAAAUUGGAAACGCCAUCUGAUCCAUAUAUGGCGAACGGAACGGACGUCAAGGAUAUGCUGGUGGCUAAGGUUCGACCAGGUCUAAAACGGGAGUUUGAAUUUGCGUUCAGGGCUCUCUCGGAGAUCUCUGGUUCGUUAGGUCGGACCCGUGCUAAACGGGUUCAGAGUGGAGCCUCCCCAACGAAUGGAAGUGCGGAGAGAUCUAAUAACAAGAAAAGAUUGAAGGCUAGUGGCUCAAAGGAGUCCGUGAAAGGGGAAAAAGUGAGGGAUUUGGAGGAGAAAGUUGUGGGUUGUGGAGAGGAAGUGGAGGUUGUGAAGGAAGAGGAGGCGAAAAGUGAUUUGGUGGAACUGGGGAGUGGAGAUGAGGAGGCAAAGGUUGGAUUGAUUGAAUCAGUUCCUCUUUUAGGAAGGGAAGUCAAUGGUGUAGAUAUCGAGAUUGUGGAAGAGAAGGAUAAUAGAGUUGCUUCAAUGUGUGUAGAAGAGACACAGAAGAAAAAUGAACUCGAAAAGCCAGUAAUAAGUGAGGACAUGCAGAGAAAUGAUGUUAAUUGGAAUGGUGUAUGUGAGGAAAGGCCUGGUGGGUCAUUAACAAAUUCCUUGAAUAAUGAGGAUUUAGAGGACAAGAUUAGCUUGGAUAAGGUUAUGAUGGAUGAGGGUUUAAGAGUGGGUGAUAUGAAUGAUACAUACGAGGAAGGAACUAGUGACUUGGUGCCAGUUUUAAUGGAAGAGGAGUCAAAGAACAAACUGGAGAAGGCGACGGUUUUAGAAAGCAUCAGUGAUUCUGAAUUAAAGGGCGACAGAAACAUUGUAUGUGCAGAAGGGACUAGCAAUUCAUCCGCAAUUGUUGCUAACAGCGAAGGGGUUGAAAUACAAUCAUCGCCAGUUUUGGUUAAUGAUAUUAACGGUAAGGUGGAGGAGAAGCCUUUUAGGAGGUUUACCAGGUCAUUGCUAAAGCCGAAAACAGAGAUAGUGGAAGAGUUCAAUACUAAAGAUGAGAAUACCUUGGAUAAUUCAAAAGAGGUUGAUAGAAAUGACAUAUGUGAGGCGGGAACUAGUAGGUCGGUGCCAGUUUUAAUGGAAGAGGAUUCAAAGAACGUAAUGGAGAAGGUGACAAUAAACUUGGUUCUAGAACGCAACAGUGAUUCUGAAGUAAAGGGCGACAUGAAAAAUGUAUGUGAAGAAAGGAUUAGCAUGCCUUCUGCAGUUGUUGCUAACAGCGAAGGGGUUGAUAUACAAUCAUCGAGCUUUUUGGUUAAAGGUAACAAUGGUAAGGUGGAGGAGAAGCCUUUUAGGAGGUUUACCAGGUCAUUGCUAAAGCCGAAAACAGAGAUAGUGGAAGAGUUCAAUACUAAAGAUGAGAAUACCUUGGAUAAUUCAAAAGAGGUUGAUAGAAAUGACAUAUGUGAGGCGGGAACUAGUAGGUCGGUGCCAGUUUUAAUGGAAGAGGAUUCAAAGAACGAAAUGGAGAAGGUGACAGUAAAAGGGGUUUUGGAAAGCAACAGUGAUUCUGAAGUAAAGGGUGACAGGAACAAUAUAUGUGAAGAAAGGAUUAGCAUUUCGUCUGCAAUUAUUGCUAGUGGCGAAGGGUUUGAUAGGAAUCAUACACGUGGGGAAGGAACUAGUGGGUCGGUGCCAGUCUUAAUGGAAGAGCAUCCAAAGAAGGAACUGGAGAAGGCGACUUCAAACGGGUUUUUAGAAAGAAACUGUGAUUCUGAUGUAAAGGGCGACAGGAACAAUUUAUGUGAAGAAGGGGCUAGCUUGUCUUCUGCAAUUCUUGCUACUAGCAAGGGGGUUGUUAUACAACCAUUGCCAGUUUUGAUUAAUGAUAGAACUGUUAAAUUGGAGGAGAAGCCUUUUAGGAGGUUUACCAGGUCAUUGCUGAAGCCAAAAAUAGAGACAGUGAAAGAGUUCAAUUCUAAAGAUGGUGUAGAAGGAAAUAAUGGGAGCGGGAGAUCAAGUGGGGCUGAUCAUAUAGGUAGUUCAUCUGCUGGGCUUUCAAAGAUGUUGAGGAUUGAUUCAUCAAGGAAGUUCCCUACAAAAUUGAAGGAUCUUCUUGAUUCAGGUAUAUUGGAGGGACUGAAAGUGAAGUAUAUGCGUUCUAAGGCUAGGGGGGCUGGAGAGGCAGGGUUGUGGGGAGUUAUCAAGGGAUCAGGGAUUCAAUGUUUUUGUCGUGUUUGCAAAGGACAAGAAGUUGUUACACCUGCUUUAUUUGAGUUGCAUGCUGGCAGUUCAAAUAAACGUCCACCAGAAUAUAUUUACUUAGAGAACGGGAACACACUUCGUGAUGUGAUGAAUGCUUGCAAGGAUUCAUCAUUGGAGAAUUUGGAUGCAGCUGUGAGGCUUUCUAGUGGUUGUUCAUCUUUGCAGAAAUCUACCUUCUGCCUGAAUUGCAGAGGAUCUAUUGCUGGGACUGGCACUGGAAAAUCAAUGGUAUUAUGUAGUCAAUGCAUUGGAUUCAAAGAGUCUCAAGCUGGCAUGCCGGUAACAACAGAUAAUGACAAAGGAACUCCAAAACAAAUUCCUCUUCCAAAGUCGACUGAAAGUGCGAUAAAGUGCAGCACAUCACGAAGCAAGAGUCAGGGGAGGCUUACAACGAAGGAUUUGCGGAUGCAUAAAUUGGUUUUUGAAGAAGAUGUCUUGCCUGAUGGAACUGAAGUUGCUUAUUAUUCUCGAGGACAGAAACUAUUGGUUGGUUACAAGAAGGGUUUUGGCAUAUUUUGUUCCUGCUGCAAUGCUGAGGUCAGCCCCUCCCAAUUUGAAUCCCAUGCUGGUUGGGCAUCACGUCGAAAACCCUAUCUACAUAUUUACACAUCUAAUGGGGUGUCUCUUCAUGAAUUGGCAUUGUCACUAUCAAAAAAUCGGAAGUUUUCUACUCAUGAAAAUGACGAUCUCUGCCAGAUUUGCAAAGAUGGUGGGAAUCUUUUGUGUUGCGAUACAUGUCCAAGGUCUUAUCACAAAGGAUUGGAAGAGUGGACUGAGAAAGUUGUGACUAGCUUGUAUUUUCCUAGGAGAAAGAUGAUUUGGAGAGAGAUAGCUAUUUGUCAAGGAAAGUUAUGGUUGUCAUCCAUAAGGAAAGUAGAUGGGGAACUUCUUGUUGAAUGUCUUUCUCUACCAGAAAUUCCGAAGGGUAAAUGGAAUUGCAAAUUUUGCUUCAACAACUUCCAAAAAGAAAAGUUUGUGGAGCGUAAUGCUAAUGCAAUAGCAGCAGGAAGAGUUGCAGGAGUUGAUCCUAUAGAACAAAUAACAAGGCGGUGCAUUCGUAUUGUCAAAACGCUAGAUUCUGAAUUUGGUGGAUGUGUGAUAUGCAGAGGCCAUGAUUUUGCCAAGUCAUUUGGUCCUCGUACUGUUUUACUUUGCGAUCAGUGUGAGAGAGAGUUUCAUGUUGGCUGUUUAAAGGAUCAAAACAUGGAGGAUCUAAAGGAGUUGCCUAAAGGGAAUUGGUUUUGUUGCACAGAAUGCAGCAAAAUUUAUUGUGCUUUGCAUAGAUUGGUUGCUCGUGGAGAAGAGAGGCUUCCAGAUUAUUGCCUAGAUGUUAUAAGAAAGAAGCAUGGGGGAAAUGAUUCAGAGACUGGGGAAAAGAAGAAUGAAGAAAGCAGUUCAGUUACUGGGAGUGGCAUUGAUGUGAGAUGGAGGCUUCUUAAUGAUAAAAUUGAUCCUUCUGGUGACACUGCAGCUUUGUUAUCUGAAGCCCUUGCUAUUUACCAUGAACGCUUUGAUCCUAUAUAUGUAACUGGAACUUCUAGCAAAGCUGACCGUGACCUCAUCCCAGCAAUGGUUUUUGGAGAGAACCUCCAAGGGCAGGACCUGGGUGGCAUGUAUUGUGCCAUAUUGCUUGUCAACAAAGUGGUCGUGUCUUCUGCAAUCAUUAGGUUUUUUGGGCCGGAAAUGGCUGAACUUCCUUUAGUUGCAACUAGUACCAAAGCCCAAGGACAGGGAUACUUUCAGGCCUUAUUUGAUUGCCUUGAAAAGCUACUUGGGUUUCUCAACGUAAAGAAUCUUGUGCUUCCUGCAGCAGAAGAAGCUGAGUCUAUUUGGACAAAUAAAUUUGGCUUUGACAAAUUGACCCAAGAAGAGUUUAUAAAAUUUAGGAAAGAAUAUCAAAUGAUGGUCUUUCAAGGGACGGCAAUGCUGCGAAAAUCAGUCCCUAAGUGCCGGAUUGUUGGUCGACCAGAAGGCGGUUAAAUAUUCUGAGGGAUGUGAAUGCUUUUUGUAGAAGAGGGGGAAGCAAAUUUUUUCAGGAGUCUUUUCCUUGUGUACAUGAUCGGGUUUUUGCAGUGUAGUAGUGUACAGGAGAUGUAGAUGAUGUUAUAGAUGAAGCUUACAAUUCUUUUUGUAGAAGGAAAGUGGAGAAGGAUCAUUCAUAGCCAUAGGCACAUUUAAUAGAAGAUAAUACAGGAGUAAAAGUUUUGAAGGAGCAACAAAUUUGGCUGUUGACUAGCUAAGUUUUGAAGUAGUUGAAUAGAUUUUGGGAGCUUAAUUUUGUUCUUGGAAAUGAAAUUCUUUUGGAUUUUAUAUUUUGCUUGAAUGUUAACAACGCCAUGAUGCAGCAAUUGUAUUUGUUGAUAUUUGAUUUUGGCAUGUCGAUGAAUGGGAAGCAAAAUAUAGAACCAAAAUGGUCUUUCAUUUA